AUGUUGCAGCGGCGCGGCCCCAGAAACGGGGCGGUCGCGGCGGAGCGGGAGCGAGAGCGAGAGCGGCGGCUGCUCGACAGGUACAGCACGCUGACGGACGCCAGUGAGGCGACCACGCGGGCGGAGUCCCCCGCGAGUCAGCCGUCAGCGCAGCGCGUCGAGGAGAACGGCAGGGGGCCCCACCCGCCGCAGCGCGAUGGGUGGCGGCCGCGGCAACCGGCGGGGGGCUCUUCGCCGGCGUACCCCACGCGAGAGCCCGCGACGAAGCCGCUCGCCUGCGCCGGCGCCAAUCCGAACACGUCAUUGGCGACGUCGUCGUCCUCCGCGCAGUCGUGCACCACUAGUGACUUUCGCCUCGUUGAGCAGGAGCUGAAGGAGCUGCUGAGCGGGUGUCACCGCCUUGUCAACUCCGCGCGUGGCCGCAGCCCGUCAAGGGAGGAAAGCGCCGUAGCGCCGGCCACAGCCGCGUCCUCGGCGUCGCGCUUGUCGUCACCGAAGCCAAACGUCGUCGCCGCCGCCGCCUCUCCCGUAGCUGUGGUUGCUCACAAGGCGGGCAGUGAUGGCAGCGCGGCGCGAGACGGCGAUGGCGGGAAGGCCCAAGACGCCCACCAAGUCCUCCGCUCCGCCACCUCGCUGCCCAUUUCUAGCGUGCAUGGGGAGCGUUCCACGGACAGCACCCCCACCCCGUGUCUUCAGCUGCAGCAGGAGAAUGCCUCUGCGAGAAAUGCUGUUGGGGGGAGUGAAAUUGCGGUGUGCAUUGGCGCCUCGUACGACACCAAUCCCUCCGCCCGCGUGGAAAGCCCUGUGGACCUCUUUGCGGAUGCGCUGACGGAGGAUCAACUCAGUCGCUCCUUCGAGAUGCAGCUGCAACGAGAGCAACAGAUGCAGCUGCUUCAGCAGCAUCUCCAACCCGGUGUCUUAUCGCUGCAGGAAACACCAAAUAACCCGCGCACUACGAUUCCGCUGCCUUCCACUCCGAUUGUAGAUGAGGAAGAUGGACAUCCUGCUACGCGGCGCGAGCCAAGUUCUCCCAUGCCGCUCUUCACCAACGGCGACAACAACAGCCUUGACUACGUCCGACACAUGGUGAAGGCCUGUCGCGGAUUGUACGACAGCCGCGUCUACACGGCGUACCGCUACCAGGAAUAUCCUAACAACCGCGGCAAGCCGAUGACGGCGGAUGUCAGCGGAAGCAAGGCGACCACGGAAGAAGUUGGGCUGAGCGAUCCACAGCACACCGCAUGUCCGCAGAGGUCUGCCCAACGCAGUGCGGAGGUCAGCGUUUGUCCACUUACACUAGGCGAGCACAAUACCUUCCUUGACCAUCGUGUGGCCCAUGUGAACUGCAAGGCGAUGACGCAACUGCAAUGUCGGUCGGCUGCGUCGCGCCGCCGUCGAGAGGCGGUGAAUAGUACGACGCCAGAAAUUGCUACGAGUGCGAGACACACGGAGAACCCUUCUAUGCGCAGUGGAGCCACAGGCGGUAAGCGAGCCCCCAUAGUGGCGGCAACCGCAGAUGCAGCGACGUUUCAACACCUCUCGGGGAACGUGAAGCGGGCUCCAGUAGGGCAAGGCUGGGGUGUAGAGGUUGCGGGUGGUGCCGCCCGCAAUGGCGGCGUUGAGCACGUGGCGUUGGCGGCACCGUGCCCUGAAACUGUUGCGGGUGCGACAGUAAAUAAUGGCCUUGAUAGAGGUAAACAGGAACACACGCUGCAACAACUACAGCAGCGGCAGACGCAGCCGCAAUCGUGGUUCUGUCGUCGGUACCGUCGUGACCACAAAACGAAUGGGAGGCACGCACUGAAUUGUCACGUGAGUGCGGCUACCCGCUUUCACGACAUGGUGGAGCGUCAGGUGGCGGCCUUUGAGGACGCCGCUGACUCCACAUCUCCGCUACCGGCCUUUGCGGAUUCACUGGUUGGUGCCGCCAUCUCUGACGUUUGUCCCGCGGUGAAGCGGCGCCAGGCCCAGCUGAAGGAGUCGCAGCAUGCCGAGGAAAGAGGGGCGACGCUGACGCGUCACACGUACCGGGGUAGUCUAGGGACGAUCACAACCACGUCCAGCACCGCGGCCACGCUCACCCCUAACGUGCGGAGCCCAUGGGACUCCCGCGGCUACCGACACCAUCGCCUCGCCGACCGCGCGCCCCAAACUGUGGGACGUCACGGGUCCGGCGCCGGGGCCACACGCGUGCAGCACCGGCCACCGCGGCACCGGGAACGGCUCCCUAUCCACGUGGCACACACCGAACGAUAA
Trypanosoma conorhini is the source of this 2256-nucleotide messenger RNA. RefSeq lists its product as uncharacterized. The transcript has a single exon. Lineage: Eukaryota; Euglenozoa; Kinetoplastea; Trypanosomatida; Trypanosomatidae. The coding region runs from base 1 to 2256 and encodes 751 amino acids. The record is from RefSeq and is a predicted model, not a curated record.